AUGGAGCCCAACGUCGCGCGCUACCUGAACGACAAGCUCUAUGACAAGCGGAAGACUGGUGCGCUUGACCUGGAACGCCAGAUACGCGAGCUUGUCGCAGUCAAAGAUCAUGCACGCAUACAACUCAUCCUCGAGCAACUCCGCAACGAGUAUGCCUACGCCGUGCAUCAGCCUCACGCCCGUAAUGGAGGCUUGAUUGGACUCGCUGCCGCGGCUAUUGCCCUUGGCUCCGAGCUUCCAAGGUACUUGGAGACAAUUGUACCGCCGGUAUUGGCAUGUUUUGGUGACCAGGACGCUCGGGUCCGCUACUACGCAUGCGAGGCUAUGUACAACAUCGCAAAGGUGGCCAAGGGGGAGAUACUUCGCUACUUCAAUCACAUAUUCGAUGCUUUGUGCAAACUAGGCGCAGAUUCGGAGCUCUCGGUCAAGAACGGCGCGGAACUCUUGGACCGGCUGAUCAAGGAUAUUGUAGCUGAAUCAGCUGCCACCUAUGUCAGCAUUUUGGAGACCAAGGACCCAGAUGAUCCGGACCAGGGAGAACUACCGACGGCGUUCUCUCUGCCACGAUUCAUUCCCUUGUUGAAGGAGAGGGUUUGGGUCAACAACCCGUUCACGAGGAUCUUCCUCGUCGGCUGGAUCACACUACUCGAUAGCAUACCUGAUCUUGAGCUUGUAGCAUAUCUCCCAGACUUCUUGGGUGGACUGCUCAAGUUCUUGAGUGGAAACAACCCCGACGUUCAUGCGGUCACACAAACAUGUCUGGACAAGUUUCUGAACGAGAUCAAGCGGAUCGCCCGCGUAAAAAAGGGCAUCACUGAGAGCAAGCGGUCCAAAGGCGAUGGGAAGCGCAAACGCGAGGAGUCAGUCGAUAGCGAUAGCGUGCACUACGACCGUGAUGAAGACGACGAGGAUGGGGGCUCAGCGACAGCUCACGACGAUGACGACGAAGUCAGUAGCGAAGACGACUGGAUUCCCGGACAGGAUGUCCAAAUCAACUUCAAGGCGAUUCUCGAGAUAUUGACUGCCAACCUCGAUGCGCCACUGGAGGAGGACAGCUUGCUGGAGAGCUUGCGGUGGAUUGUGACGUUUCUCGACAUCAGUCCGGAGGAGGUCUUACCGUUCACCCCAAAGAUCUUGGCUCACCUUCUUCCUGCCAUGGCCAGCGGCGUCGAACCCAUCCGCCAGGCUGCUUCGAGAGUCAACACGUCGCUUCUGGACUACAUCGUGCAGCUCGCGGACGAAACGGACGUUUUUCCGAACCAGGCUCCCUCUCGCGUCCAAUCUUCUCUCAAUAUCGAGCGUGCAGACGGCCCUCCCAGUGGUCGUGUAUCGCUAUCAAGCUCACGCGAUGUCGAGCUGCGUAGCCCCACACCAGCACAUGCUCGCCACAACUCGACGACGGCUAUCGCAGAAAGCCCGCAGCCCGACCUGGACUACGCAGCGGCCGUGAACUCGCUGACAUUGCUCUUCCUCAACGACCAUGAAGCUACUCGCGUUGCCGCUUUAACAUGGCUGAUCAUGCUUCACCGAAAAGCACCUCGAAAGAUCAUCGCUUUCAAUGAUGGCACGUUCCCGGCAUUGCUCAAGACACUUUCAGAUCCGGCCGAGGAGGUUGUCAAGAAGGACCUGAAACUCUUGACACAGAUCGCCAGAAACAGUGAAGACGAUUACUUCACAAACCUCAUGGUCAAUCUUCUUCAGCUCUUCUCCACAGACAGGCGACUCCUUGAGACGCGAGGCAAUCUCGUCAUCCGUGAGCUGUGCGACAACUUGAGCCCUGAGCGUAUCUAUCGCACCCUCGCGGAAACGAUAGAGAAGGAGGAGGAUGUGGAAUUUGCAAGCAUCAUGAUUCAGCAUCUCAACAACAACCUGAUCGGGGCGUUAGAACUUGCCGAUCUAAGGAAACGUCUGCGAAACCUCGACUCAAAGGAUGGGCAAGCGAUAUUCGUUGCCCUUUUCCGUUCCUGGUGCUUCAACGCAGUUGCGACUUUCUCGCUGUGUCUUCUUGCGCAGGCAUACGAGGCAGCCUACAACCUGUUGCAGAUCUUCGCGGAGCUCGAAAUGACUGUGGAAAUCCUUAUCCAAAUCGACAAGUUGGUGCAGCUCAUAGAGUCUCCGGUCUUCACUUACCUCCGGCUCCAAUUGCUCGAGCCGGAAAAGUACCCGUUUCUGUACAAGUGUCUCUACGGACUACUAAUGCUUCUGCCACAAUCAUCUGCGUUUGCUGCACUCAAGAAUCGUUUGAACAGUGUCAGCUCAAUAGGCUUUCUACACAUUGCUACCCCAAGAUCUUCUGUCAGUGCCGCCAGUUCGUCAAGCUACGACCGGCCGAGCCGGCUCGGUGCCAAGGGGCGCGAGGAAGGCAAUAUCAAAUGGGACCAGCUUCUGGAGAAGUUCCGGAGCGUACAGGACAAGGCUCGCAGAGCGCGAAGGAUGAAGGGUGGCGGCAACUUUGAUGAUACCCCUGCAUUUAGCGAACUUCCCCCAGUUGAAGGUCAUGGCACCGGCGCUGCUCAGAGGCCAGCUUUGGGCCCUCCCGUGCCACAGAAGGACAGCACACCAGCAUCAGCGACACCAAAGCGGACUUCCGGCCUCGGCAGACAGUUUGGUCGUCUUGGCGCAUCUGUUGCUGGGCGAGGCAAGAGAGGUUGA
Messenger RNA from Microdochium trichocladiopsis, 2652 nucleotides. RefSeq names its product vacuole morphology and inheritance protein. The record is from RefSeq and is a predicted model, not a curated record. Gene Ontology annotation, cellular component: PAS complex; fungal-type vacuole membrane; endosome membrane. Gene Ontology annotation, biological process: positive regulation of kinase activity; phosphatidylinositol biosynthetic process. The coding region runs from base 1 to 2652 and encodes 883 amino acids. The transcript is spliced from 8 exons. NCBI's taxonomy places the organism in Eukaryota, Fungi, Ascomycota, Sordariomycetes, Xylariales, Microdochiaceae.